Messenger RNA from Cyprinus carpio (common carp), 1338 nucleotides. RefSeq names its product leucine rich repeat containing 10 (gene lrrc10). NCBI's taxonomy places the organism in Eukaryota, Metazoa, Chordata, Actinopteri, Cypriniformes, Cyprinidae. Gene Ontology annotation, molecular function: protein binding. The record is from RefSeq and is a predicted model, not a curated record.
UCUCUCGUGCUCUCUGCGACUGGCAGGGCAGAGGUGUCAGCAGAACACAGGAGCAUGAAACACCACACUGCCGCCCAUCGUCUCAUACCUUGUGACAAAAAAUCUUGAUGGUAAAUGAAGAUCUGCGUUUUUUCGGCAACCUGAUACCAUGAAUGUGGACCGAGAAAAUGGGAAAUGUUGUGCGAGGUGCUGUCGCCUUCGUGCCCUCCGAGAGAUGUCAACGUUUCUUAGUAGGCGACUUGAAGGAGAUGCCCCUUGAUCGUACUCUAGACCUGAGUAGCCGGCAGUUGCGUCGCCUUCCAGUCAGAGCUUCUGCCUUUGAUGAACUGGUCAAACUCUACCUGAGCGACAACCACCUGAGCAACCUGCCGCCAGAACUGCGAAACCUGCAGAAGCUCCAGCUUCUAGCCUUGGACUUCAACUGUUUCGAGGAGCUUCCUCUGGUCGUAUGCAGCCUCGUUCAGCUAAACAUCCUCUAUCUCGGUAAUAACCGACUGUACAGACUGCCCAAGGAACUGCAGCAACUCACCGAGCUUAAAACCUUGUGGCUGGAGACCAACUGCUUCACCAAGUUUCCUCGAGUAAUAUGUGAGCUUCCCAACAUCAAGACCCUGCAUUUGGGAUACAACCAGCUACGUAGCUUACCGACCGAGCUUGAGCGACUGGAGGAGCUGCGCAGCAUCUGGCUAGCAGGGAACUUGCUAAAUGAGUUCCCCCCCGUGCUGCUGAAGAUGCAUUACUUGGAGGUGAUCGAUGUGGACCGCAAUGGUAUUCGCCAGUUUCCAUUGCUCACCUGCUUGAGAGGCUUGAAGCUCGUCAUCUACGACCACAAUCCUUGCGUUAAUGCGCCAAUGGUGGCAGACGGUGUGAGACGGGUAGGCCGCUGGGCCGACAGCUCUGAUGAUGAGGAGGAGGAAGGUGAUGGAAAGGUUGCCAAAGCAGGUGUGAAGGCACAGGGAUCGCUGGAAAAGACCGAGUGAAGAAGAUCAGUGAGGAACCAUAGAUCAAGCAGCUAUAAAGAGCAUGAUGAUGCUUAUGAGGUUUUAAAACUGCAGAAGGCUGAUUAAAUACUGAGGCCACUGCUCUACAAAUGUAGUGUCUUUUAUUUUUUAUAUAUUUUUAUAAUAUAGUGUUUUGUAGAUUUUUGAAGUAGAAUAGAAAUGAUUUAAAAUUAAAUAGUGGAAUUAUAGAAUUAAUGAUAUUCAUAAUAAACAAUUAGAGCAUAUAACUGAAAUAUUUAUAUUUAAGAAUGAAAAUUUAAUAAUUUACACAUCAUUUUUUUCUGCCCAUUUGUAACACAGAUGCUUAUGUAAUUAAAGGGAACCAAUUUUCUUGAAA